UAGCAUGAUUCCGCCUGAGUUGGUUGCAUCAGCAGAGCAGAGCUCGGCUCAGUGCAGGGUCUCCACUCCCACAGUACACCACACCAUUCAGUCUUCUGUAAACAUGAGUACAGGCGUGUGUAAAUCGGAGGUGGCCGUGUAUGAGCUCCACAAUUUCUCCAUUUCCUUCUUUUCCUCCCUGCUGGGGGCAGAUGUCGUGUCUGUUAAGCUGGAUAACAGUGCUUCAGGUGCUAGUGUUGUUGCAAUAGAUAGCAAGAUUGAGCAAGCUAUGGAUUUGGUAAAAAACCAUCUUAUGUAUGCAGUGCGGGAAGAGGUGGAAGUCCUGAAGGAACAGAUCAAAGAGCUGGUGGAGAAAAAUUCUCAGCUUGAAAAGGAAAAUUGUCUACUAAAGAAUCUUGCCAGCCCAGAGCAGAUGAAAAAGUUCCAGUCCCGGCUUCCUGUAGAUGAGACCAGGGAGAUUUCAAGUCUAGAUUUUGUGCAUGCAACCCAACCAUGCUCAGCGGGAUCUGCAGUUUAAGUGGC
Molecule: messenger RNA, 522 nt
Organism: Bufo bufo (common toad)
Lineage: Eukaryota; Metazoa; Chordata; Amphibia; Anura; Bufonidae
Product: TSC22 domain family protein 3-like
Exons: 3
Coding region: 5-517 (170 amino acids)
Biological process (GO): regulation of transcription by RNA polymerase II
Source: RefSeq, a predicted model, not a curated record